CAGGAUCAGAUCUGGACGAUCAGUGGACAGGAGAGUAUUGCGGGCAGAGUCUUGAUCUAACCUGAGAUUGACAACCAGCGAAUCAACAAGAAGCAGAUGUGAGAUGAAUUCACUGUGGCUGCCGCUUCUUCUGAGCUCAGUCAUAUGGGCAGAGGAGCAGUAUUUUCUUCAGUCACCCAAUGCCACAUGGGAUGAAGCCAGACUCUACUGUCAGUCCUGUUUCAAAGAACUGACGACCAUCACCAGCAGGAACGUCCACCUCAUUGUGCAGAACCUCUCUUCAGACUACUGGGUUGGACUCCGCAAGAGUUACAAUGGCUCUUUCCCGUGGGCCAAAUGGUCCAAUGGGGAUCCUGUUACAUAUCAGAAUUGGUACCCUGGUCACCCUGUUCCAAAUAAAGAAAAGAAACUGAUUCCUGUAUGUUCCUCAACUACACAAAGUCCACUGAGCACCCACCCUAGCAUAACUACCCCAACAUCUACCCAAACGUCUACCACUGUGAUCCCACCACAAACCACUACAGUUAAAGCUGCUCCGAUGACUUCCACAAUAUUUCAAAAUUCCAAAUUAAAUACAUGUCCUUUACUGGCCGAUAUGCUUUUUUGCUUAAAUAUGACAUGUUAUGAACUUGAAGGUGCCAUGAGUGAUUGUCAUAAAACACCGACUGCUAACACCACCACCCCUAAGACCACAACAUACACCACCACCCCUAACACAACAUACACCACCACCCCUAAGGUCACAACAUUUAGCACCACCUUUAAUCCUGCAACAAACGGCACCACAACCGAGAGCACCACCAGCAGCAACUGCGUCUUUAAACCCGAGCCAGAUCCUGAACAGUAUAUCGAGGACGCUUGUGUGAUCCUGCUCAGAUUCGGCAUGUGGAAGGAAGAAGUCUGCAAUAAAAGUCUACCCUUCAUCUGUUAUGAUGAGCGUUUUUUUGGCCAGAUAGACGUUUCAGAUGUGAACACAAGUGCAGCCAAUCUGAGCUGGACUGCGGGACCUGGUGCUGAGAACAUCAGUCACUACAGAGUGGAGAUCACUGAGCACCAGCCAUUUAACCAAACAUUUAACCAGACAUUUAACCAGACUGAUCUGUUCAAACACAUGCAGAAUCUGACAGCAGGAACUCUGUACACAGUUCAGGUGUUUCCUGUGAAAUGUGGCAGGGAUCUCAAUCCACAGAACAUCUCCUUCUACACCCUGCCCUCUGAUGUGCAAAAUCUGACAGUAGUGAAAAUGGAAACUGUUAGUGCCAUCCUCAGCUGGGUUAAACCAGAAGGAAACCGUCAAUUCUACUCAGUACAUGUCAAAUGCAAGUCAAAUUCAUCUUUUGCAAAAGUGCAAAAGUGUGAAAGUGAGAUCUGCACUAUUGUGAAGCUUAUUCCAGGGACUGAGUUUGAGUUCACAGUUAAAGCUGUAGUGAAUGAGACAAUUGAAGGUGUGCCAAGCAACGUUUCUGAUUACACCACACCUUCAACUGUCAUAAACUUAAAACAAUCCGAAGACAAAGGGACCACGUACAUAAGAGCUACUUGGGAGCCGCCUGAGGGAGGACAUUCAGGAUACCGCUAUUGUCUUAAAGAAGUCAAUCACAAUUUCAAGUGUGCUAAAUGCAAUAUCAUAACAAACGGCAGCAUUACAGCAAGCGACAGCAACGGAACAGCAAACUACAAUAUUGCAAACUGCACAAAACAGAAUGCAACAACAAAUUUCAUCAAUGUGGACAAUCAAUCAGACGGCAGCGAGUUUUGUCUGUGUGUGGCAGCGCUGACAAACAGUGACACCCUAUCAGGAGAUCCGGUUGCAAUCCCAGCAUACACAUUCCCACAAUCUGUACGCCUCUUUUUGAACCCUUACCUCCAAAAAAUGGAUGCCAGCUGGACAAUAGAUGGGAAGUAUGAAAAAUUCGAAGUGACAAUUAAAACAGAUGCAUACAAUUAUAUGCGUUCAUAUUAUACUACUGCCUUGAAUUACACUUUCAAUGAGCUGAAUGCAGGAGUGUAUUACACUGUUUCAGUUGUCACUUUCAAUGGUGACUUAAGCAGUCGCCCUACCAAUAUAUCAGACUACACCAGGCCUGCUAAGCCUGAUGGGGUACGUGCCACCACCGUUAGUGAAACUGCCAUAGAGCUAAGCUGGGGAGCUCCAGCUGAGUCAAAGGAUGCCUUGAUUGAAUAUAGUGUGAAGUAUAACACUGCUUUUUGGAACAAAUAUCAUGUACAACGUACAAAAAAUAGGAACAUUACCUUUACUGCUUUAAAUCCAGGAACAAGAUAUGACUUUAAUGUUAGUGUUGUAAUAGGAAAUUUGUCAAGUGAUCCAGCCACUAAUUAUACACACACAGUGCCUAAGAAGAAGACACUGGUCCUCAUAAUGUUGUGUUCCUCUGAAACGCCACUUCACUGUAACAAAAAUGAAACUCGGGAUGAACUGAUUGAAAAGCUGAGAAACAUAACUUAUGACAAAUUUCAAGAUCAGGUCCACUGGAAGCUCGAAUGGGCACCACGCAGGUUUGUAAAAACAGCUGAAUAUCCAAACAGUCACAUUUGUUAACUAGUAUGGUUUAUAUUUACCUCUGACUCUCUUUUCACAGAAACGGCAUCCUUUGAAUCCGUAUGACAGGACAAAUCAGAUGCUAAAAUUUUGUCUGAUUUUGUGCAAAAUACAUAUAUAUAUAGAUAUAUAUAUAUAUAUAAUUUUUUGUAGGAUUUUGAAAUGUAAGGUUUAGGUCAACCCUACAUUAUGGAGACCAAAUGUCCUCAAAGGGAUAGUAAAACCCGACAUUUUUGACCUUGUGGGGACAUUUUUUGGUCCCCAUGAGGAAAACGGCUUAUAACACAUACUAGGUGUUUUAUGAAAAUGUAAAAAUGCAAAACGUUUCCUGCAUGGGUUAUGUUUAGGGUGAGGGUUUAGAAUAUACAGUUAAUAUACAAUAUAAAAAUCAUUAUGUUUUUGGAAAAUGCAUUGGUUUAAGGGUUUUUAGCUUCUUGAAAGAUGUUCACAGUUUUAGGUUUUUAUUCUCACUUGUUUUUAAUCACUUUUGAACUGUUCUGCAUUUUCUUUCUCGUUACAAAUUGCAUAUUGACAUAUUUACUGUACUGUAUAUUGAGUGGUGUGAUGAUAUUUGCUAUAAUUGAGGGAGCUAUGAAAUUACUUUUCUUACAUUUGCUAUAGCUUCAUGUGAAUUCCAGUUUUAAUUUUUAAUGAUGGAUUAUUCCAUAUUAUUUUAGUGUGUUAAGGGAUUUGUUGAAUUAUAAAUAAAGAUAUUCUACAUGGGUUUCUUUCUUUCAGACUUCUGAUG
This is a messenger RNA of Labeo rohita (rohu), 3308 nucleotides long. Its product is annotated as receptor-type tyrosine-protein phosphatase eta-like. NCBI's taxonomy places the organism in Eukaryota, Metazoa, Chordata, Actinopteri, Cypriniformes, Cyprinidae. Gene Ontology annotation, molecular function: protein binding. The record is from RefSeq and is a predicted model, not a curated record. The transcript is spliced from 10 exons. The coding region runs from base 104 to 2560 and encodes 818 amino acids.